This is a messenger RNA of Callorhinchus milii (elephant shark), 898 nucleotides long. Its product is annotated as myosin-binding protein C, fast-type-like. Lineage: Eukaryota; Metazoa; Chordata; Chondrichthyes; Chimaeriformes; Callorhinchidae. The record is from RefSeq and is a predicted model, not a curated record. Gene Ontology annotation, molecular function: protein binding.
AUUACAGAGAAACCAGGCCCUCCUCUGGCAGUGACCAUCACAGAUGUUUGGGGGUUUAAUGCUGCUUUGGAGUGGAAAGCCCCAAAGGACAACGGCAACUCGGAUAUCAUCGGCUACUUCAUCCAGACGGAUAAAAAGACCAUGGAAUGGUUCACGGUUUACGAGCACAAUCGCCGGCACAACUGCACCAUCUCCGAUCUGAUCAUGGGCAACGAGUAUUUAUUCCGCGUGUACAGUGAGAACCUGUGUGGCCUGAGCGACACACCUCAACAGUCAAAGAAUACAGCCUUCAUCCAGAAAACCAGUAAGGACUACUCACCGCCACCGUUCAAGGAGCACGAUUUUAACCACGCUCCCAAGUUUACGCAGCCAUUGCUGGAUCGGUCAGUGGUGGCCGGCUACACGACCAAGCUCAGCUGCUCUGUGCGAGGAAACCCGAAGCCAAAGAUUGUUUGGAUGAAAAACAAAAUGGAUCUGUCAGGUGACCCCAAAUUCCUGAUGCGUCACAACGAGGGGGUGUUGACCCUACAGAUCCGCAAACCCAGCACCUUUGAUGGGGGGAAAUACACCUGCAAGGCCAUCAAUGACCUGGGCGAGGACGAGGUGGAAUGCAAACUGGAAGUCAGGAUGCCUCAGUAAAGGGCAUCUCGUGGAAUGUAGUAUCACAUUCAGCCAGCUUGGGUCCGGCGUUGCAGAGCUCCGGGGGUUUGGGAGUGAUGCAUUGCCCGGCAGUGAAGAAGGGCGAAAGCGACUAUGUCCCUCUUUGACCACGGAAAGGACCCUGCGUGUUUGUAUGUUGCCACGAUUAUUGUACUCAAUGGCAUGCAGUGCUCUGCCUUGUGUCUGUCUCCAUAAUCCCGGUUAUAUUGUUAGUAAAAAAUAAACCUUAGAAGCGAAA